Messenger RNA from Mesorhabditis belari, 552 nucleotides. NCBI's taxonomy places the organism in Eukaryota, Metazoa, Nematoda, Chromadorea, Rhabditida, Rhabditidae. The record is from the annotation of a GenBank genome assembly.
AUGGGAUUCUGGUUGAUGAAACCGAACAAAACGAUCGAUAAAAUCCCCGAGCCGGGCGACUAUCGGAUACAACCGUGCACAAAAUUCAGCUCAAAGGCAGUCUUCACCGUAAUCACAUUUCUAUACGUACUGCUGACAGCAGCGCUUUGUGUGAUUCUAUUGGCCAAGCAAAAAGUAUUCGACAUUGAUCCAAGCAUCCUUGAAGUGAUCCCGUUCUCAUGGGUAACAUUCGUGAUCGCCGUCUUUUACACAUUCAUUUGCAUCAUUACGAUCAAAACGCUGAAACCGGGAUUCGCGCAGCUUUUGAUCCCGGUUACGGUGAUUCUUGUCGUUUUUUGCCUCUUCGAUCUCUUCGGCCGACUGGAAAACCAGAAAAAUCAAAAAUACGAUGACGGACUUGAGGAGAUUCUCGUGAAAAUCAAAGGUAUCAUGCAAAUCAUGACGCUGCUCUCGAUUUUCCUUUGGUGCUUCAAUUUGUUGUACUCUUUCUAUUCGUAUAUCAGAGACUGUCAACUCUACAAGGAGCAGACUCGAGGUGCAUUGCACUAUUUU